Amphiprion ocellaris (clown anemonefish) is the source of this 2496-nucleotide messenger RNA. RefSeq names its product coiled-coil domain containing 157 (gene ccdc157). Lineage: Eukaryota; Metazoa; Chordata; Actinopteri; Pomacentridae. The transcript has 10 exons. The record is from RefSeq and is a predicted model, not a curated record. The coding region runs from base 149 to 2305 and encodes 718 amino acids.
AGCCGCAAAGCAUUAUGGAAUUUUGAUUACUUUUUUUUUUUUUUUUUUAAAAGAUGUUGCCAAGGAGAUGGAAUGUCAACAAGCCAGCACCUCCUUUUUUAAAGACAGUGUUAGCUAGAAAAUAUACCAGCUAAUUAGCUUGCCAGACAUGAGUCAGUUCCUGGGUCGGCAGGACUGUAUCGACAGUCUCCGAAAGGACCUGGUGGACCUUCAAGGUGCGAUUCUGGACGUAUUUUCUAGAACCGGACCGGUCCGCUUUUCCUCCUGGAAAUUCCCAGACAAACUGUCCUGCAAUCUGGAUAUGGUGGCUUUGCUGGAGCAGUAUGACUUUGUGGAUGGGGAGGAUGCAUUCAGUCAGCACUCCCACAUUGUUUUAUUGGAGCUGGUGAUUGACAGACUGCUGCUUCUUCUGCAAAGCUUCAGUGCUUAUGUUGAGCAACUAAGGGGCAGGAGAGAGCAGACCCAGCAGAAAGGAUGCUUGUCUGUUGGGCUUGUGGUCAGGAGCUAUUGGAGUAGUUUAGUUCAAUUUGCCACCACUAAGGAGAUGUGCAACUACAUUAAAAAACAGACAAAAACAAAGAGAUUUAAUGAUGAUGAGACAAAGACAGUUUCACCUGUUUCCUCCCAAAUGAGCUCAAGGUGUGACUCCUGCAGACAUUGUUUAUCUGCCGGGUCUUCAGCGAGCACAUUUACAUUUUCCCCUCAGAAUCACCUAUCCUCCAGUCCCACUCACAACACCCCACGCUUUCCUAGAGGCGACAGCCAUAACGUAGGCUGCCAGACAAUUGAAUCAUCCCUCAUUCCCUGCAAUGCAUGUCACCAGGUGCAGUUUCUGUUGAGAAAGACAGGAGAUGCUUUGGUAGAUCUGUUUCAGAGUGAGGGCCUGCCCUCGUCUCUGCUGCCUCUCUCAGCAGCUGUAGAGGACACUGUGGAGCUGGGACAUAUGACAGCAGGUGAUGUUGCUCAGUGGGCCAAUGAGCAGCUCAGGGACAUGCGCCGGCUGGCAAAACACCUUCAAGAUGUACGGAGUACAAUACAGCCUCUUAAAGAUCGACUGGCAGCAGCAGAAACAGAACGAGAGAGGUACAGGUGCCAGCUGCACAGAGUGCAGAAAGAGUUCAAGGAAAAAGUGGAAAAACACCAACAAAACACAGUCCAGCUGGAGUUUUCACUACAGAAAGCAGAGAGAUCCAUGAAAGAAACAGAGCAAAGGCUACAAAAGGAGCACCAACAACUCAUGAGAAAAACUUUGUCAUUGGAGGAGAAGAAUUCCAAACUACAGGAGGAAUUUGCAUUGCAGCAAGAUACUUUACAAGCACUUGAAUACGAGAAGAAUGAGUUGCAGGAGAGAGUCAAAACCUUGCAAACUGAGGAAGAGGUCUGCUGUAAACUACAACACAGGAUCAAGCAGUUAGAGAGUGAAAUCUCUGACAGUCAGCUGCUUCUUGACAAGGAGAAUGCCAAGUACCAGAGUGCUUGCCGUCAACAAGAGUCGAUGCAGGCAAAACAGAAAUCUUUGUUAGAGAGAGUUGAUGGUCUCGAUGAAGAGUGUGAAGAGCUGCAGAGGCAGUUGGGAGAGAGAGAAGAGAGACAGAUCAACCUACAUAAUCAGCUGCAACACACAUCAGAGGAGAAGGAGCAACUGCAGGCUCAGCUCACUCAGCAGCAGGAUUUGUGUUUCCAGCUCCAAAAGGAGAAGCAGAUGCUAAAAACAGAUGCUGACCAGUUAAAAAACUGUGUGGCUGAGCUAAAAGAAUCUGUGAAAGCUUUAAGGGAGAGGGAGAGGCUGCUGGUGGCGUUCCCUGAGCUCACCCCCCUGGCUCAGGCCCAACCACAGAGUACAGGAAAUGUGCUUCUGGAUAUGGAGCAGCAGCUGCAGGCAAAUAACAUUCGUAUAAAAGUUCUGGAGCAGGAAAAUGCUACCCUACACAGGAGUCUGGAAAAACUGAGGGAAAGAGCACAACAUAAUGCCACCAGGGAAGCCUCACCACAGCAGACAUGGAGCACCUCUCUGCCCAGCACACCAGUAGAAAAACAACUAAAUCACCUGACACAAAUACAGAACAGUCUAUUGCAGAGCAGCAGUGCAGCACAACUGGGAUACAGUAACAAAGGAAAGGAACCAAGUGGAGGAGAAAGUGGUGUGGAGUCAGCCGGGUCAGAGGAUCAUGUGUCUGCCUCCCCCUCAUCCCUGAAAAUUCACCUUCAAACCCUCCAACUCAACACUGCUGCUACUAGACAUACACAAAUACGCAGUGCUUCUCUGCGCUCUCACUCCAGAGGACUCAAUCUGAAGAAAAAAUGAAUCCCUGAAGGUGUAAAACAGAAGGUACCCAGCGUUAUAUAAGGAUUCAUGGCCAAGAAUGUAAUGUAAUGUUUUUACAUUGCCAUUGUGUAUUCUGAUGACAGUGGAUUAACAAAAGUAACACGACAUCUCUUACUACGUUAAGUUAUAAUAUGUCUUUAAUAAACAUACUGCGGAUACACUCACGAAAA